Messenger RNA from Malania oleifera, 4524 nucleotides. RefSeq lists its product as uncharacterized. The transcript has 4 exons. Gene Ontology annotation, molecular function: metal ion binding; RNA binding; protein binding. The record is from RefSeq and is a predicted model, not a curated record. The coding region runs from base 489 to 3944 and encodes 1151 amino acids. Lineage: Eukaryota; Viridiplantae; Streptophyta; Magnoliopsida; Santalales; Ximeniaceae.
AAUGAGGUAAAUGAGAAAUGGAUAUUACCCAAAGCCAAAACGAACGAAACACGAGGGCAUCGUGGUCACAAUACAGCUCUAGAGUGCGAACCAAACGGGGGUGGCGUCUUUGCUUCUUCUCGCUCUCCAAUUUGUCCAAAUCUCUCGCCAGUGGACGAAAAUUUUUGGCCGCGGCUUUUGUAUUUCAUCGAGAGCCUAAAUAUAUCUUUUGCUCUGUUUGCUUUGAUUUCUGACCUCCAAUCUGAUUUCAAUGUUCCCCCCUUCAAUCCGUGGUUGAAUGUUAGGGUUUUGUGACUGCACGCUGAUAUGAUAGGGGCGGAUUGAUUGAUUUUGGAGUUCCUUCUAAUUUCUCAAGUAUCUGAACGUGAAGUGCGUUUAAGAUCUAUGGUUUGCGGUGCUUCGUUGAUUGAUUUUGUGAGUGUGAUCGGCUAAGUUCUGUUGGGUGUUUAAGUUCUCAGAAAUCGUUGAUUUGUGAAAACUAGGGUUUUAUGGCUGAUCGUAGCUCCGCGGUUGCCAAACCAAUAUGGAUGAAACAAGCGGAGGAGGCGAAACUCAAGAGCGAAGCUGAAAAAGCUGCAGCUGCAAAAGCGGCUUUUGAGGCCACUUUUAAGGAUGUAGACAAGAAUCGGGAAAAAGAGGCGGGGUCUACUUCUUCCGACAGUGAGGGCGAAGAAGCUGAGGACCUGGAGAAGAAGCCAAUUGGGCCGGUGGAGCCUGCAAAGUGCACUGCAGCCGGGGCUGGUAUAGCUGGUGGAGCUGCUUGUGCACCAUCUUCAUUUGUUGUGGUGACGAGGGACGUGGAUGGGAGGAAAGUCCCAAAUGGUGGUGCGCAAAUUAAGGUGAAUGUUUCACCCGGCGUGGGUGUGGGGGGAUCAGAACAAGAAGGGAUUGUUAAAGAUCAGGGGGACGGGACAUAUACGGUUACUUAUGUGGUUCCGAAGAGAGGGAACUACAUGGUGAAUGUUGAGUGUAACGGGAAACCUAUAAUGGGGAGCCCGUUUCCAGUGUUCUUCAGUGCAGGUACGACUUCUGGAGGACUGCUUGGUUUAGCCCCUACAUCAACAUUUCCAAAUCUAGUUAACCAAACAAUGCCCAACAUGCCAAAUUAUUCAGGGUCUGUGUCUGGGGCAUUUCCAGGAUUACUUGGAAUGAUUCCUGGCAUUGUUCCUGGUGCUUCGGGAGGGGCAGUUUUGCCUGGAAUUGGGGCCUCCCUUGGGGAGGUUUGCCGAGAAUACCUUAAUGGGCGUUGUGCCAAAACUGAUUGCAAGUUCAGCCAUCCACCCCACAAUUUGUUGAUGACAGCAUUAGCUGCAACAACAAAUGUGGGGACUGUGAGUCAAGUACCCAUGGCCCCUUCUGCAGCUGCAAUGGCUGCUGCUCAAGCAAUUGUUGCUGCUCAAGCCCUUCAAGCCCACGCUGCUCAGGUGCAAGCGCAAGCACAGUCAACCAGAGACCCAUCUGUUUUGGAUGACAAAGCAGGGAAGACCGACACAUUGAAAAAAACAUUGCAAGUUAGCAAUUUAAACCCGCUUCUUACAGUGGAACAGCUGAAACAACUUUUUAGCUUUUGUGGCACUGUUGUUGAAUGUAGCAUCACUGAUUCAAAGCAUUUUGGAUACAUAGAAUACUCAAAACCUGAAGAAGCAAUUGCUGCCUUGGCAUUGAACAAUAUGGAUGUUGGUGGUCGCCCUAUGAAUGUAGAGAUGGCAAAAUCACUUCCUCAAAAGCCAUCUAUCUUAAAUUCACCAAUGGCUUCAUCAUCUCUGCCCAUGGUGAUGCAGCAAGCAGUUGCCAUGCAGCAGAUGCAAUUCCAGCAAGCACUGCUAAUGCAACAAACUUUGACUGCUCAGCAAGCUGCUAACCGAGCUGCAACGAUGAAGUCUGCUACAGAAUUAGCAUCAGCUAGAGCUGCCGAAAUAAGCAAAAAAUUGAAGGCUGAUGGUAUCGGAAAUGAGGACAAGGAUGCAGACUGUAAAUCUAGGUCACCAUCCACCUCUCGUGCAAGGUCAAGAUCCAAGUCAAGAUCACCCGUCAGUUAUUGGCAAAGGCGGAAGUCUCGCUCUUUCUCUCCUCCAUCUCUCCACUCUAGAGAUCGUCGGUCAAGAUCACCAUUGAGAUCUCGCCGUUACUUUGGCUAUGAUUAUGAACGGCGACCAUACAGGGACACAAGGGACAGCAGAGGCAGAAGUAGAAGGCGGGAUUCAGAUAGAACUUAUGAUCAUCAUCCAUCUGUCUCAAGAAGACAUAAAAGUAGGAGUGUGAGCCCUAGAAAGAGAAAAUCAUAUCGAGUUGAUUCAGAAUCACCAAAUCGACGUCGAGAAAGUUCAUCACAUAGGAAGAAAUCAUCUCGUGCUAGUUCAAGAUCUCCAAGACAUAACAGAGUAAGUAGAUUAUCUCCUAGAAAUGGUGAUGAAAACAAGUCAAAGCUUAGGAGGAGUUCCAGGUCAAGAUCUGUUGAGCCUAAGCAUCACUACAGUGACAAAGUAGAUGAGAGCAGAGAUGAGAAGUCGAAGCGUCGUGACAGAAGACGAUCUAGAUCAGUAUCAGUAGAGGGUAAGCGUGGCAGAGGAAGUUGGUCAUCUCCUAGAAGCUUGGAUGAAAACAAAUCAAAACACAGAAGGCGUUCUAGAUCAAAAUCUAUCGAAGGUAGGCGGUGCGCUGAUGACAAGGGUGAAGAAUGCAGAGAUGAAAAAUUAAAACAUCGCCGCAGAAGACAAUCCAGAUCAGUAUCUGUGGAAAUUGAUCAUCAAGGUGGAAGUGGGUCGCCUAUUGAUUUGGAUGCAACCAAAUCGAAACGAAGUAGGCAGUCCAGGUCAAAAUCUGUUGAGGGUGGGAGUCUGUCUAAUGAUGUACUAAAUGAAAGCAGGGAUGAAAAAUUAAAGCAUCGGGAUAGAAGGCACUCCAUGUCAAAUUCUGUGGAGGGUAAGCAUCAAUCUAUUGACAAACUAGACAAGAGAAGAGGUGAAAAAUUAAAGCCUCUUCAGAGGAGGUCGAGAUCAAUUUCCUUGGAGAGAGAGAAUCACAGGGGAAGCAGAUCACCCUGUAGAAGAUUGGACGAAAAGAAAUCAAAACGCAGAAGGCACUCCAGGUCAAAAUCUUUGGAGGGUAUGCGGCAUUCCUUUGACAAUGUAGAUGAGAGCAGAGAUGAGAGGAAGUAUCAUGGCAGAAGGCGGUCCAGGUCAGUGUCAGUAGAAACUAAGCAUCACAGAUCAAGUAGGUUGGUUGCAAGAGAUAGUGAAGAAAACAAAUCAAAACGCAGAAGGCGUUCCAGGUCAAAAUCUGUGGAGAAUCCUCAUCGCUCCAGUUACAGACAGGAUGAAGGCAGAGAUGAAAAAAUAAAGCAUCGAAACAGAAGGCGGUCCAGGUCAAUAUCUGUGGAUGCAAAGCAUCACAGUGUAAAUAGGUCACUCCAUGAAGUGCACUCAAGGUCAAAGUCUCCAGAAGUGAAACAUCUAUCAAAUGAUAGAAGAGAUGAGCGAGCAUUGCAUCAUGAAGCACCUGAUAAAAUUGAAAAUGCUGGUAAGGAGCCAGAUUCUGCAGCUAGGGAUUUGAUGAAAAUGGAAGAUGAUGAGAUUCCAGUUUUGAUGACAAUGAUUAAUGAGAAGAAUUCCAUUCUGGAAGAGGAAAACAUACAGAAUGGAUUUGAUGGUGUGGACCCUAAACGAUCAAGUGUUGGUAAUUUGAAUGACCAGCAUUACGCUAAUGAUAAUUUUAAGGUCAUGUUAGAAGAUGAUAUGUUUGCAGUAUCCCCAGUGUCAAAGGCUGACAGGACAAAUUUCUUGUCACUCAAGGUUGAAAUGAAUCAUGUUGAACCCUGUAGAGAAGAUAUAAACCAUCAUGAGAUGGAGCAAAUGGAAUCUGGGGCUGCCUUUGAUUCAAGUUUUUCCUGCAUGGGAGAUGGGGAUGACUCUGACAACCAUGAUCAGAGCUCAGGUCUAAUUUGAGAUGCCUGUGGGCGUUCUUCAAGAAAUAUUUCUGUGUCCCAAGUUCCUUGGAAUGUGCUAUUGCUACUAAAAAGAAGAGUUGGUUCAAUUUGGAGAUUGCUCAGUGUUUAUUUCGGUACUACAAAUUUGAUGCUGAUUUUUUUGCUCUUCAUAAAUGUGCACUUUGUGUGUGUUCUUUUGCAGGAUCAAGGGGGAGAUUGGAAUUGGAAGUCUGGGCUGAUUUUCAUAUGAUUCAAUUAUUUCAACAAGUGUUCUGCUGACUCCUUCCGGGAUUGGCCCAGCAAUGUUUGUAGCAAGUUUCUAUUACUAUUUGAUGUAUGUUGGAUAACUGCCUCUGUUGCUAUCUUUAUUAACAUGUUUGUCCUAAUGAUAAUUAUCACUUGGCAUGUUUUCUUAUUCCUUUGAGACUUCAUUCAAAGAUUGAUGCAAGGAAGAUGCUCUAUGAUGUUUUGAGUCCUUGACACAAUUUUGAGUAGGAAUUAUAUGCAUCUCAAACAAUUUCUGGGCUGCAUACAAAUAUGUUUUUUGGUGGAUAAAAUAAUCAUUCUCAAUUACAUGAGCCUGCAUCAUGCUUUCAUUU